This is a messenger RNA of Aureobasidium subglaciale EXF-2481, 1696 nucleotides long. RefSeq lists its product as uncharacterized. The record is from RefSeq and is a predicted model, not a curated record. Gene Ontology annotation, cellular component: membrane. Bases 465 to 1574 code for a protein of 369 amino acids. Lineage: Eukaryota; Fungi; Ascomycota; Dothideomycetes; Dothideales; Saccotheciaceae. Gene Ontology annotation, molecular function: carbohydrate:proton symporter activity. The transcript is spliced from 9 exons. Gene Ontology annotation, biological process: transmembrane transport; carbohydrate transport.
ACCAGUCAAAUGAAGGGAAAGAACGACAGACCCUGAAACUUGCAAGCUCGAACUUUCCUCAGCCGGUGAUGGUUUCCCUGAGCGGGUCUCAGCGGCCUCCACCCCCUCUCACUUUUCCUAAGCGGCAUCGUUGUUACCAAAUCCGGGGACCAAAUUAAAUAGGGCUUUCAUGUUAAUGCUGUAAACCAUGGCAGAUCAUUCCCUUCUUCGUUCCUACUCGAAUCCUUCGCUUUGCUUUACACCGAGCGGAGUUCUUCCCGAUGCUCAAAGCCCCCCACAACCCCACGACCUCCUUGAUAAUCAGUGCGGGGGUCUCGACAAGGUCCAAAAAGGUCAAGAUGAUCGUCCAUGUUGCAUGCAGUCACGAGCUGAAGAUCCUGAUGUCUUAUUGUGCUUGUUCGCUCACGCUUUCUUCUUGACUUGAUCCUCCCUUUCCUUUAGCCAUUUUUGUAACUAUCACCACCAUGGGGUUAUGGUAUACCUUCGGUAUUGCGCUAUUCGCAGCCAUUGGCACUUUCCUGUUUGGCUUUGAUACGGGUAUUGCGACAACGACGAUCGCACAUCAAAGCUGGAUUGACUACAUGGACCAUCCUUCGAAAGGCCUCACUGGCGCUGUUGUUGCCGUCUACAUCGCCGGUGAAGCUCUAGGUGCUCUGACUCAGACUGCUGUGGGUGAUAGACUUGGUCGUCUUCGAUUCAUGCAAGCUCUUUGUGUGGUUGUGACCAUUGGUACCGUGAUACAAACGGCGAGUGUAAACAUCGGCAUGUUUCUAGCAGGCCGCGUGCUUGCUGGAUAUGCUGUUGGUGGUCUGGUCGGUACAGUUCCCAUUUACCUAUCGGAGAUCUCGUCACCACAGCACAGAGGUCUCAUAGGAGGCAUUUCGGGUUGUGGUAUCGCUUUUGGAACCAUGAUGUCCAACUGGGUAGGCUUCGCCUGUAGCUACGCAUCCUACGGACCAACACAAUGGAGAUUACCUCUAGGCAUGCAAGUUCCAUGGGGAGUAAUCCUAUUCUGCGGCCUUGCGACAUUCAUGCCCGACUCACCUCGUCAACUUUUACGUAUCGGCAAAGUCGACGAUGCUCGCCGAGAGUUCCUCAAGAUACGUCGAGACCUAGACCCACAAUCCGCCUACGAAGAGUUUGCCUUGAUGAGGGCUCAGAUUGAGUAUGAGGUGGAAAGAGAAGUCAAAUCAUAUAAGGAGAUAUUCCGAUUGUUCAGGCACCGUGCCUUGGUAUCAAUCGCUGUCCAAACCAUGACUAGCUUGACAGGCGUAAAUGUCAUUCAGUACUAUCAAACAAUCUUGUACAAAUCACUCGGUAUUGGCCCCAAGCAGAUACUGGCCUUAGCAGGAGUAUACGGUACGAUUGCAUUCCUCUCGAACGCCAUCACAACGGCCUUUCUGACAGAUCAGUGGGGUCGUCGGAAAAUGAUCCUCACUGGACUCGGAGGCAUUGUAAUCGUUGAGAUAUAUGCUGCUGUGAUGCAAAGACAAUUUCAGAACUCGGACAAUCAAGUUGGGAAAGGAUUUGCGAUUCUCGGCAUCUAUCUUUUUGUCGUGACAUACUGUAAGUAAUUUCCGAAGGACACCUGCAGCUGUGGACUAAUCAACCACGUAGAUGCCAUGCUUAAUAGUACGACAUGGCUGUACGGUAAGUGCAUUCAUUGUCCAGAGCAUGUAGCUGUGGUGUGGUCAAG